CUACACGUCUGUGUGACCAGCUACAGCCUUGUACAGAACAAAAAAACCACUUCCUUUACUUUUUAUAGUCCAAAUAGAGAAGUAAGCAGAAGACAGACAGAUGCGUAUGCAUUGGUUUGGAUUCCAUCAUUUGACAGAGCUCCUUUACACAUCGCUCAUCUCUCUUCACGCGCUCAACAUAACGUACGUUUUUAUUAAUACAAACCAAAUUCGUCUUGGAAAUAAUUCAAGAUCAUCAGCAAUAUCAACAACAAGCAACAUGAAGGGUCUGCUCCUCCUGUUAUGCUACGUAGAACUCCUUGGUUCCCUAUUAUGCCAUGCUGGAACUAUUGGAACUUCUAAUAAUGUAAUUCAGACUCCUCCAAAUCUUGCCGCAACUACACAAAACAGCAAGUCAGAUCCAGAAUCCACUUUAUCAACCACAUCCCGAUCUGAUCUGAAAGGGGUUGCCAUCACUCACUCUGACUCACUUGCAACAGCCUCCCUGGAUUACAGCAGUCAUAGCAGUUCAAUUUCAUCUGGCAAACAUCAGCCCACAACCAUUUGUACUACCACCACUUCCCCCGCUUUCAUUAUAUACAGGAAAGAAUGUCUGCCAUUGCUCAUUGUGAGCGGCGGAUUGAUCAUAGCUUGUACCAUUCUGCUGGUUUCUACACUGUUGUUGAUUUGGAAGGUGUGCCAGCUGAGCAGAUGCAUCAAGAUGCUGAGCAGCAACACAGACCUGAUCAGCACCUCUGAAUACAGGAUGGGAACUGCCAAGAGAAACAAAAACGCGUCCGAGCUAGAAGCCAAAGAGAACACGGUGUUGAUGUCCGACAUUGGUCAAACGCAGGAGGACUUGGUUAAUGGAACCACCAAGGAAGAUAGUGAGAAUGUAAAGGAGGAUGGACAAAAGGAGGAGAAGAAGAAGGAAGAAAUAGCAAAGAGUGAGGAAGCUUCGGCUGAUACUGUAACCAUUGUGGAAAAUGCUUCAAAGCCACAAGAAGAAGCCACUGACUCCAAGUCCACCGAAGCCGCACCCACCUCCAACUGUAAAGGCACAGAGGAACCAAAAGAUGACGUCUAGGUUUGAGUGUGAGUGCCAAAGCGUUUCCUGAGCACCUGCAUUUACUUCCCCAUAGCUUUACAGUAGGGAUACUUUCUUUCAGCAGCUUUUCCUGUAUAGGAAGUCGUUCAACCGCAGCUAAAUGUGUCAAACUGUGCACUGAGCAUUGUUGCUUUAAAGCAAUUGGUUGAUGCUGUUCUUCUUUGUUAUUAGUGAUUUUAUAUUGAAAUAUAUCAAAGGAAUAUUUUUACCUUUCCACUGAAAAAAAAGGAAACGUUGACUUCAAUUAAAUGUAGUAUGUCAACCGAUUUCCCAUAACUGUAUUAGGUUAUUUGAAAGCAAUGAUAUUAUGAUAAAAUAUAAGGUACAACUUUAUAUUAUUGCUUUUAAGUAUCCUAAUACAGUUAAAAACACUUAAUUAAAGUCAACCUUUCAGUUUUUUCAGUGUACAAAAUGGCCAUCAAAUACUCAUCAAAUAAGAAGAUGGUGGAUCUGAGACGGCACUGUCCAGUUGUCAUAAACAGGUACAUUAUUUAUGUAGACACCAAAACAGUUUUUGUUCCAGCCUGCAAACAUGAUUAUUUCUGCUUAGGCGUUAUGUAAUAAUGCUGUAUGGAGAUUGACUUGCUUUUGGAGCAAGCCUCAGGUGGCCAUUCGAGGAAAUGCAGUUUUUGGCACUGCUACUUUAGCUUAAUUUUUCAGCCUUAGAGUGGCCACUUUCACUUUUCUAUUUACAAUUCAUAACACGUUUUUUUUUUCGGGGGAUCUUCCGGUGCCAUGGAGGCAUUUGAAUAAAAAGAAAAAUGUAUUUGGGUGGGUAAUUAAUAUAUAAAUGGUCAUUUUUUCAUUUAUUGUUUUGAUAUUAUAAUGUUUGUUUGUGCAAGUCAAUAUGUGCUGUUAAAAAACGUUUUGAGAUGUAUAUACAGUUUUGACAUACGCACCAAAAGACGAAUAAAACCCGCCCUGAGAAAC
Messenger RNA from Eleginops maclovinus (Patagonian blennie), 2017 nucleotides. RefSeq lists its product as uncharacterized. The coding region runs from base 101 to 1066 and encodes 321 amino acids. The record is from RefSeq and is a predicted model, not a curated record. NCBI's taxonomy places the organism in Eukaryota, Metazoa, Chordata, Actinopteri, Perciformes, Eleginopidae. The transcript is spliced from 2 exons.